This is a messenger RNA of Botrytis deweyae, 4663 nucleotides long. RefSeq lists its product as uncharacterized. The coding region runs from base 978 to 4493 and encodes 1171 amino acids. The transcript has 7 exons. Gene Ontology annotation, molecular function: NAD+ poly-ADP-ribosyltransferase activity. The record is from RefSeq and is a predicted model, not a curated record. NCBI's taxonomy places the organism in Eukaryota, Fungi, Ascomycota, Leotiomycetes, Helotiales, Sclerotiniaceae.
UACCUACCUACCUACCUACCUACCUACCUACCUACCUACCUACCUCCUAGGUAUACAAUAAUACUUAGAUUUCUAUUUCAUUUGCUUCCACAGAGAAGCAUCCAGACAGUUCUCAAGCACCCGAGACUGUAUUUGGGCUUCAUGCUUGGUACAUCAAAAACUUAUUCUGAGGGAUGUCCAAAACUCUGUUUCGUUUGACGGGCCAGACAUGGUGGAUGUUGAUGAGUGAUAAAGUUGAAUAAGUACCUACCUAGUACCUACUGACGAUAAGAAGUCCCAACGUGUUUGAAUUCACUUCCAACAUUCACCCGGUUGAUAUUGGCUCGAGAUUGGGAAGCUUGGAAAGAUUCAAUAUCUGUGAACGUUCAAUUCAAUCCUGGGUAGUACCUACCAACUGAUGACUAGCACCGCACUUGUACUCCGCAUCGUACCAGGCAACCGGACCAUUUCGAAAUCGUCGACCAAUGACAAUUGACUUCCCAGAUUCGAACCACUGUACACACCAAAACCAAGGCAACUAAUCAAAAACACCUAUACAAGGCUGCAGGUCGACAACCUUUAUACAGCUCUUUCCCUUGUUACCUCCAGCUUCAGAACUUCUUCGAUUCUUCAAAGAUCUUACGAUAAAGAGACUAACAAUAUCUUUGGACUACAGUACAAGAAGUUGAAUAUCAUUCCCUUCACCUUUUGAGAAUCGGAUCAAGACUUUGAUCUACAAACCCCCAACUCCAUCAACUUGAUAUCAAUCAUCUCAAAGGUACAUCUUCGAGCUGUCGUCAAGUCAAGAAGACCUUGCUACUUUUCAAGAUCCUUCUCACCACAAUAUCUUGUGAAUAAUUCCAACAGUAUCUAGUGGAUUCCACAUCGAAGCAUAUUUACAGUAUCAACAUCUGACCAACAACUUCAUUUUUACAGCAAGCUCCCGUCAUCUUUUGAAGUUACAGUGUCAGAGAUAUAUCCAAUAAUUGCGCUGCACGAUGACUCGCAAACACUUCCUAGCGGAUGUUAAAGAAGCGUCUGAGAAAGGCAUCCCUAAUGUUAUCUCAAUCAGUCGGGGAGAUGACGAUGGUGAUGUAAACUUUUGCUUCUUGCAUGAUUCUACAGAACCCAUAGAAAUUGGUCUCUUAGCACUAGAUGUUUCCGAGUACCCAAGUGGGAAUAAUUUUAUGAUUUUUACCAAGUCUGAAGGGGCUCCAAAGGCUGUCAACGAGGCACUGGAACGACUCAUGACCUCCUCAACUGGCGUGCGUUUACCAGAAUUGAUCAGCAGUAUUUCAAAAAAGCUUCACAUAUUACUUUCGGCAGGUUCGCGAAGAUCUCCUAUCAGUCUCGACGAAGAGGACGAAGAUGAUGAGAUGGAAGAUGCGGAAGAAGACGAAAGCGAAGACGACUCCGGCUUUUCUGACGAAGAAGAAGAAGACUUUCCAGACGAGCCCAUAACCUUUUCUAGCGGUAAUACUGUAUCGGUAUCGACUAGUAGACUCACACUAAAAGCUGCUGCACAACUGAACCGACGCAUUCGAGCAGACAUGCGUACUGUCCGAUUGCUGGGUCAUCGGAUCGGAAUUCUGAGCGGCAUGAAGGCUGAAUCCCAAAGUAGUGUCCUCAGCAUCUCCAUUCAGGCGACUAAGCUGGGUCUAUCGGAAGAGGCUAUGCAGGCUUGGGAUAUUGAGCCUCACCAAUAUUUGACCUUACUCAUACGCUACUCGGAUGGGUACAAAACGUACGAGGCACUGAUUGCCGAACCAGCCAAAAAUAGUGGGAUCGAUUUUCGUGUUGGAGUCUGUAAUGGUUACAAGCCAUCUGCAGUUGCAGCAUUCUCAGCGUUUUCGGACUCAAACAAGGUCGGCGAAAAAGCUUUCAACAGCGAUGGCUCGGAUUCACAGGACCACAGCGGAGGAUUUUUCAAUAUAUUCAUCAGUAGCUCCUUGAAUGAGUUCAUCAAUAAGAAGAUGAUAUCAAUGCUCAAGAUCCGCAACGCAACCGGUCUUGGAUGGGAGAACGCAAAGAAGUUCUUGGAUCAACGCCAAGGACGACCACUUGAAGAAAAUGCAGAUUUGUAUGCUGACAAUGACUACUCGGACAAGGAUACAAUCAAAAGUCACACAUCGCAGAUUCUAGCCAACGAUCAUCUUACCGAUAAUGAGAGUGGCAGCUUGUCAUUUCCGCUUAUUGCUGCACAAUUUGCGUUGAUGUAUCUAGUCCGCUGCACGGAAUUUUGUCUCGUCUGCCAUGAUAAGAUUACAGGAGGAUUUGAGGCGUUGAAACCUUACGUUUGCGAAAAGCCAUUAUGUUUAUAUCAAUAUAUGUCCUUAGGUUUUGGGCCUAGUGUCGAACAUGAGAUUAAAACUCAGCCCUAUGUUGUGGACCUUCUCCUGAACUUUUGUUAUACCAGUGCUUUCUACGCUCGGAUCCGUGAGUAUCCCACAGGCAUGAGUCUCUCUGUUCCCUCGGCCAUCAUCUCCCAAACGGCGGUGUUGCCAAUCCCAUCCUUCGCCCCGGCCCCAGCUGUUGUAGAAAAACCAAGCGAUGAUCGUCGAGACAAAGAAUUCAAGAUUAAGUAUAAUAGCGAAGCUUGUGAGUUUACGUUCGAGGAAAUGUCUGAGAUCUUAAACCCUCCUAUUCGCAAAGGAGAUUGGGUCCGCAUUUUGCUUGGGCCCGGACCAGAUACCGUAGCUCAAGCACUUCAUUCUAGAGUAGAGGAUGUAACCUCGAUGCCGAUCGUAAAACUUUCGCAACCAAUCCCGCAAUCAAGUGCAACACCAACAGACAACACCACCAACAUAAUUGCGGCUCGGAUAUCUAUUUACAAUCGCAACUUCGACGAGAUGUCUGUCUCAGAAAAAUGCAGUACUAUAACAAUGCUUCUUGACACUUUACCAACCAUCCAGGAGUUGAGAGAAUAUAUCGAUCGACAGAGCCGAACUGAAGAACCGAACCUUCGUAAAUGGACAGAGCGUAUAUCCCCAGCCGCUCUAGGUUUACUACGAUGGGUUAUAGCCUCUAAUCGCUCAUGCCUUGUUCAAGUCGAUAAAUGCCCUGGUCAAAUUGAUAGUGUUUUGGCUGAUGCAAAAAUUAGACCAGAUCAAAAGGUCUCUCAAAUUGGGGAAAAUUGGAUGCAGUUUCGUUUCGCACAAGGAUCGCCAGACAAGGAAGAGCGUUUCUUAAAUGCUCUCAAAGAACAGCAGGCCAGUUUGGAUCCAAAGUAUCCUACUAUCUUUGCUUUUCAUGGCAGUGGGCUGCAAAACUGGCAUAGUAUCAUUCGACAUGGAUUAGAUUUCAAAGAAACUCUCAACGGGCGAGCAUUCGGACAUGGCGUUUACCAUGCGCAAGAUCAAACUAUAUCUUGUCAAUAUAGUGGUGGUGGUCGAAACUGGCCAGGUUCCUGGCCUGGAACUCAACUCAAGAUUACGUCUGUGAUGAGCAUUAACGAGAUUAUCAAUUGUCCAAAACAGUUUGUUAGCUCGAAUCCAUAUCUAGUAGUACAGCACAUCGAUUGGAUUCAAUGCAGAUAUUUGCUCGUUCAAAUUGAAGGGCAGGUGAUUGCAACUCCAGCCUCGACUAGGGAAAUUCAGGCCGAAAUCGAGCAGGAUCCCAAAUAUACGGCAAUAUCCACCAACAAGAAACCUAUCGGUGUUCCAUACUGCGCUGCCUCAAUCUCUAGAGCAUUUCGUAAUGAUGGCAUCGGCAGUUCUUCCCCAUGCAAGAAACUGAAAGGAAUAUCUUCUUUGAAUGGGACUGGAUAUGUGAGCGAAGCAGAGGACAUUGAGGAUAUUAACUUUCUGAUUUCUGAUAAUGAAGAUGAAGUGGGAAUAUUAUCUUCCAGUUCCAAGAAUCUAGAGACUUCAAAAACCGAUUUUGUUCCUGGAUCACUUGAUCAAAGUAAACUUCCAAUGCUGGGGCCUCCAGCUUAUGCUACCCCGUCUGCAACUAUGCGUCUCAACAGAGAGUUAAAAGCCAUCCUUAAGGUACAAAACUCUACACCCCUUCACGAAUUAGGAUGGUAUAUCGAUGAAAAUCUUGUUGAUAAUAUAUACCAAUGGAUCAUCGAGCUACACUCCUUUGAGCCCACUUUACCACUGGCCAAGGAUCUCAAAGAAUCGGGCCAAAACAGCGUUGUUAUUGAAAUUCGCUUUGGGAAAGAAUAUCCUCACAGCCCGCCAUUUGUACGAGUUGUCAAGCCACGAUUCUUACCCUUUAUGUCUGGUGGCGGCGGUCACGUAACAGCCGGUGGAGCAUUAUGUAUGGAGCUUCUGACAAAUUCUGGCUGGAGUGCCGUCUCCUCGAUUGAGUCUGUUCUCUUACAAGUUCGUCUUGCACUUAUGAGUAUGGAUCCAAAGCCUGCACGCUUAGAAAGCAAAAAUCCACAGACUCAAGGUGAAUAUGGAACUCAAGAAGCUAUGGCAGCUUUUAUCAGAGCGUGUAACAUGCAUGGAUGGGAGAUACCGAAGGACUUUCAGGACUUUGCUGCACCUGGUCCUAGUCAAUUUUAAAUUUGGGAAGCAAUAUUCGGGAACACCAUAGCAUUCAAUAAUUGAAAGAAGGGAGAUAGGAGUGACAGAGAAGAGGGGAAAAGGGGAAGGAUUUAAGAUUUGCUUUUACUUCUUUGCUGGUCUGGUUUUAAUUUCUAUUGGGCGGGCUGGCUGGCGUCAUGAAAACUCAA